UUUUCUCUACGCCCAUAUUAAUGCGUACGGCAAUAUGACUAUGUAGUGAAAAAUUUGCAUUUUCUGCGUAAAUACUAAUGAAAGUUUUCUGAUUUAUGUUAUUGGGAAAAUAAUGGACAAGCGAUCAAAGGAUGCGUUACGUCGUUAUAAGAAGUCAAGGCAGCAGUCCAGCUCGGACAGUUCUAGCAGCUCGGAGUCUGAUUCUUCUGGAAGCUCGUAUUCUAGUUCAGACAGCGAACGCCAUCGCCGAAAAAAGGCUCGCCAAGCAACUGCUGGCGCAUCCCGUCGAUCUAGUAGCUCUUCUACAGAAGAACGAAGAAAGCGUGAAAAACGUGAACAUUGCCAGAAAAAACUGGAAGCUAAACGCAUUCAUCUUAAACGAAAGUUAAAGGAAGCCAAAUUAAAGAAAAGAGCAGCCGCUGCUGCCGCAGCUCUAAGUGGCCAUAUUGGGCAUAGGUCACUCUCUCCCACUACACAAGCGAAGCUGAAAAAGCUUGCAGAACGGAAGCACCAACGUGCAGCAAGUAAAGAACGCCGCGAAAGGGAACGUGAAAAACAUCGUGUUGCUGUUGCAAGGGAAAGGGAACGUGACCGAGAACACCAUCAUACAGGAUCCCGCUCUCCAACUAAAAUAACAAAAAUUCGAAUUCACCAGGAUGUAAAACGGCAGAAGAGUCCUCCUCGUAUGCAUCACACAAUGAUGUCACGCGAGAAGAUUAUUAUUCAGACCCGAACCCGGGAACGCACACCUUCGCCCACAGCAGAACGACAACGUCAUGAACACAAAUUGCGACAUGAUGAAUUAUUAAGAGAACGAGAAAGACGCGAACGCGAACGUGAACGUGCUGAACGUGAGGCUGCAAGGGAUAAAGAGCGAGCUGAGGCGUUAGCGCGAUGUCAAGAACGACAACGUGAAAGAGAACGUUUGGCUAGGGAAAAGCUACGUCGAGAGGAGGAGGAAAAGAAAUAUGGUGGAAUAAGUGGUGAUCGGGGAGAGCGCUUAUUACCUCGACCCGCAGAAAGAGAAUUAGCUAUUGCGGCUUCACGAGGCUACAAUAGCCGUGAGCGUUCCUUGGAAGCUAUUGAGAGAAAUCGACAAUUGUCAAAACGUGAUUUGGAUGUAUAUGAGAGAGAGCGUGAAUAUAUUGAGACCGAGAGACGCACUUUACUUCAUCGUGAAGAUGUACGACGCGAACGCGAAUAUCUACCAACAAGACGACGAGAACUGAGCCCAGUAAGUGAACAUUACUCGGCCCGGUUGAGGGAACCACGCGAUCUAUAUGCGGAAGAAGAUCGGGAUAGGGCAUUCAACCGAGCUUUUAUCGAUGAAGCUCAUCUCGGGCGGGAUCGAGAUGGGCCUUGGCCGCGAGAAAUUAUGGACAGAGACAUACAUGCCAGAGACCAACGCGAUACCCGAGACACUCGCGAAUUUAGAGAAAUAGGGCACGAACUUAUUUAUCCGGAUGAAAGGGAACGUUUGAUCAGGAAUAGGGAACGGGUACGUGAGGAAUGGAAGGGCGAAUGGGACGUUACUAGAGAGCAAGAUUGGAAUGACACGCCACCAAUAACUGGUCGUGGAGGUUUUGUAGGUGGCCCUAAACGAAAUGCAACCAUAAUAGGCGGCGGCUCUAUCACGGGUCCCACAAAGGUACCACCUCGGGAACAAAGAGCGCCUUCAGAGCCAGAUUGGGACACAGAGGAAAUACAAAAAAAUUCUGGGUCCAAUACAAAUAAACCAGAGUCAACAAUUAUACGUGAUGCACCUAAUUUUGGUAUAGGCCCGGGGCAACGAGAUACCUGGGGUGAUCGCGAGCAUCAUGACAUACAACCAUCGCGGGAAAAAGCUGUACCAGCACCACGGCCGGAAGGGUUAGAUCGACGUUGGCAAAACGACUGGCGCGAAGAUGAAGAAACAAUGCAGAGGAUGGGCGGCAAUGGAAGUAGUGGUAGUGUGCCAUCAUCUCUACAUCAUCCUCGCAGCGAGCGUGGUGGAAGAAAUUUUCGAAGAGGUGGUGGCGCGGUGGGGUCAGAUCACGCGGAGAGGAAUGCGCAGGGGCUAAGGAUGCAUCCACCACCUUUAAUGACGUUGCCCGUUCAACCACCCGCAACAGGAUUUCUUGGAGGAAACCCAAGAUUCCCUAGCAAAAGCAAAAUGACUUAUACAAACCCUAAUCUAAUUAAAAAACAACACGCUGCUGCAGCCGCUGCAAAGGCAGCUGCCCAAGCUAGCGCUGUAGCGGCGGCUAGCACAGCUGUCGCAGCUGCGAAAGCUGCGGCUCAGAGCGCUGCAAACGCAACCACUAAUCCAAGCAUACUGGGACAAGCUACGUGCUUACGACAACAGCACGACAUCUUUAUUAUCGACGAUAAACCAGAAGCUGGGGAAAUUUUACACGAUGCUGAUGUCAAUAGGAAACUGGAUGUGGGCGUCAUAUAUAAGAAAUGUGAUCCUUUCUCAGUUUUGAGCAAUGCGGCAAUGAUUGACGCCAGAGCGAGUGGAGAAUUAAGUGAAAUAAGCGACAGCGAUGACGAUAUUCUCAACAAAGGGGAGAAGAAGUAUCGAACUGAGACAGACGAGGAUUCUACCAUGAAAGUUGAUGGUAUUUCAGAACAGGAUGAUUUUACUCGCAGCAAUGAUGAUACCGCUAAUGGAGUCAUAGGAGACAAACACGACGAUGAUGAAAUGCUUGAUUUUGAAGAAAUUUCGGAUGGAGAAUUGGAGGAAGAUUCUAGAACCAAAGGUGUUGGCGACGCUUUAGGCGUUGACUGGGCCUCCUUAAUUGCAGAGACGAAACUUCAAGCAGAAAAUGCUGCUCCUGGAGCCACCGAACAGCUAACGACAGCAAAGCAAAAAUGGCAACCACAUCGUAUUAUACUAGAUAUGGGGAUAUCACUGUGCAUGGCAGGAGAAAGCUAUGCAAAGCAGUUAUUAACAGAAUCCAAGCAAAAAUUGGCCGAAGAAUUUAAAGAAAUCAACAAAAAGGCCUCAACGGAAAAGGAUUCAACAGUAUGCGAUAUUGCAGAAAACAAGGACGGUAUUUGUAAAGAUCCAAGAGAAAUUACUGAGGUCAAAAAGGAAACGAUGGGCCAAAAACCGUUGGAUGAAAUCGACGACAUUUCGUUCAACUUAGAGAGUUUACAACCGUUAGCUUGUUUACAGAUAGGCGAGCGAAUGCAGCGUUUAGAAAGACAAAAGCUCAUAUCAAACGCUUGUGGAACACAUAGUCGCGCUCUAAGUGCUCGUCAAGAUUUAAAACUGCGAAGGCAGAUGUGCAAUUUACCUGCGCGCGAGUACGAUUUCCCGCAUCCGCCACGCAUCAAUACUAAAAUUAAAGUUUUGGCUUUAGCAGCAUUUCAACGCACAUUAGAAGUUAAAUAAAGUAGAAUAUGCAUGCAAUUGUGUCAGUACACAUUAUGUACACGUGUUUCUCAAUAUAAAAAUAAAGUUAUUUACCCAAAUUUA
This is a messenger RNA of Rhagoletis pomonella (apple maggot), 3463 nucleotides long. RefSeq names its product fl(2)d-associated complex component (gene Flacc). The record is from RefSeq and is a predicted model, not a curated record. The transcript has 3 exons. NCBI's taxonomy places the organism in Eukaryota, Metazoa, Arthropoda, Insecta, Diptera, Tephritidae. Gene Ontology annotation, cellular component: RNA N6-methyladenosine methyltransferase complex. The coding region runs from base 113 to 3379 and encodes 1088 amino acids.